Dioscorea cayenensis subsp. rotundata (Guinea yam) is the source of this 1134-nucleotide messenger RNA. RefSeq names its product TPD1 protein homolog 1-like. The coding region runs from base 467 to 994 and encodes 175 amino acids. The record is from RefSeq and is a predicted model, not a curated record. Lineage: Eukaryota; Viridiplantae; Streptophyta; Magnoliopsida; Dioscoreales; Dioscoreaceae. Gene Ontology annotation, biological process: cell fate determination. The transcript is spliced from 4 exons.
AAACCCUGGUUUUUAGAUCCUGUUCUUCAUUUUCCUUGUUCUCUUCGCUCCUAUUUCCAUGCUCAUUCGAGCUCCCAGGAGGGUCUCUUUGCCUUGUUAGGGUUUCCGGUAAUGGAAACCUAGUUUGGCUAUGCAUGAGGAAUGAGGAUGGAUGUUCGGGGGCCCCGGGACAGCGCUUUGCUUGCAUGUGUACUUCUGGGUGUUAGGGUUGGUGGCGCGUGUCCCGAUGGGGCUUUCAAGGCUGUGGAAAUGGGUUGAAAGCCAUUUAGAGAUGGUGUUCUCCAUCCUCUGGCGGGGGUCAGAUCGUGUCGAUCUCGCUGCCUUUCGUGUGGUCUUGGCUCAAUCUUCGAGGCCUUGAGGCUCCAAGUCAAAUCCUCUUUUGCUGUUCUCAUUCCGAACAUUCCUCUUCACUUCCUUGGAGUUCCAAGUCUCUCUCUCUCUCUCUCUCUCUGUUUUCCCUUUUCCAAUGACCAGUUCGAUCUCCGGGCGGCGAUGUCCUCAGGCGGCGGCGUUCGCGGUGCCGCUCUUGGUUCUUCUCGCUUUUUUCAGCAGUUGUUAUUUGGUGCGAUCGGAGGGCCGGAUGAAUCCUCAGCCGACCAAAUCCAACGGUAUCCAUUCCACGGUUCAUCGGAAGCUUCUACAGCAAGGGGCGGCGAAGACGGAUAGGAUUGGAGAAGGGUGCAGCAGGGACGACAUCGUGUUGAUCCAGGGAGCGACGCCGCCGCUGCCGAGUGGCAUACCGACGUAUACUGUUGAAGUGCUUAACACCUGCGUUGGAGACGAUCCGAGCUGCGCUAUCUCUGGCAUUCACAUUAGCUGCGGUUGGUUCAGCUCUGCUCGGCUUAUCAAUCCCAGCGUCUUCCGCCGUCUCAGUUUCAAUGACUGCCUUGUCAAUGAUGGCCGCCCUCUCCUCCCAGGUUCCUCACUUUCCUUCCAGUAUGCUAACUCUUUCCCUUACCAUCUUUCCGUCUCCUCUGCUUCCUGCCCUCCUUGAUAAUAAUCAUCAUCAUCAUCAUUCUCUCUUGUUUUUUGGUUGUCCAUAUAGCUGCAUCUAGGUAUAUAUAUACAACUGUAUAGGCUCUUGUUAGAAGGGCUAUGCAUUUUGGUUCGAAAAUAUAACACGAUUUUGUUGAA